AUGGCUAGAUGGAAGUACGGCCUAGCCCUCGGGCUCCAUCUUCUGUCGACCUCAUUUGCCAAACCAGUCGCAUUUGAGGACGGAGAUACUGGGAGCUUGCCUCAAGGCUAUAUACCCAAUUUUGUGGCAUCUGCGAAUGAAAACACAGGAGACAACCCUUUAAAAUUCACGCCAGAAUCGCAAGACGCUAUUGAAAGCUUUCCCUCUCCGGCAGCUGUCUCUGGUGUUGAGUCUCCAAUCCCAGAGUCCCCAUUGGAUUCUUCACCCACCUCCUCGCCUCAAACUGCUCCCGGCACCGACGACUUUCUUACUCCAGAAGCUCGACACAACUCGGAAUUGCAAGCAUCUGCACCAAGUACUGUCGAUUCGACCUCAGAACUCCAAAAUGAUCAUUCUCCUCCCCACGCCGCAUUGAAAGCACGUGACGGUACCUUCAAUACUUCCACCAAUCUAACAACGAUCGACUGGAAUACCGUGAUUCCCCCAUUCUUACAGAUCACCAAUUCCAGUGAAGAGCUGAACGACAUCCCAGACGUUGAUGCGUUUGAGUUCACGGCGGAGAAUGUCAGAAAAUCUGGCGUCGACACGUGGUACGCUGCAUUCACGAUGCAUUACCAGACUGACCCGCGGUGGAAGGAGGAUGAAGAGUCCAAAUUUUUCGCUCGCCUCUUCCACAAAGACGCCGAUUUCCAAUGCGACCAAACCGUGACAUGGUGCAUGAGUGUACCCAGUAGGAAUGAUAUUAUUAAGUUGUGGCCGGGUCGAGAGAAUCGGCGUUUGGCACAACGGGUAUACUUCCACACCAGGAGGAUGUCGAUGAUGCAUAAUAGAAGAAGGGCAGAAUUGGAAGCUUUCGCAGUCGCCGAGUCGUACUUUCUGGGCCAUGCACAUGACAUGAUCAAAACUUUCACCAAGCAAGUCAGCCAGGAUAUGAUCGCAAUGUGCGGCGCCUUUCACAAAUUGCUCGACCUUGGAAUACAGGUCGCUGCGGCUAUGGCAGGUGGUGCUGCCAGUUCAUUGUCAACUGCUCUCACAGCAGAGGGCAGUUUGCUUGAGUGUUUUGCUUCUGUCAAUCUCAUAUCAGGCAAGACAUUCGACAAUACUGGGCCCAAGAUGGUAGACGGUGUGCUUAAGAAAACUAUGCGAGAUAGCUCUCUUGACGCAGCUAAGUUCGACUAUUUUGGAAUCUUGCAAAACGAGUUCAAAAGUAUAGCAACUACUUUAGCAACGGAUGCGACCAGAAAGACUUCACCUUUGACUGCAGGAAAUUCGAGCUCGUCAGCAGAUAAUGAGAGCUCGCAUCUUGAUCCAGGCAUGGGUACUGAUCCUCUGUGCUCGUACUUGGGAGGUGACCAGAAAGAUUUGAACGGCAGGAAUGCUCACGCAAUGAACGAAAUCAUUUCCGACUUCUUCCAAAAGGACAGACAGCAGAUUCAGAACUUAGACGCCAGGAUGUCCAGGGGUUGGAUUCCUCAACCUGGUAUGCCGUCCGCGAUGGCCAUUGAUUUUGCUAUGCACGACUGGUUUCACGAAGCACCUACCAAUUCUACUGGAAGCCAUUCUACCGAAAACCUUUCUACUGCAGUCUCACAAGAAGAGCAGCUAACACAUCGACUCAUGAAACACUUUAUCGGCACAAUUAUGAGCGAGGACAAUACUUAUAUGACGUGCAUGCACGUCAAAGAUGCGCAGCAACAAUGCAACGAGGUCCCUAGAAAAGGAAAACCCAGUUGGUGGAACAGCUAUCGGAAGUCUCAAAUUUGCCCAGAGCCUGAGGCCGAUCCAACACUUUCUGCACAGCGAGCCGAUGGUUUCAUACCACUGAUUAUCAGGAUCACGUCGGAAUCAUUCAUCAAGGAUCUUCUUCACGAAGCUUGGGCAUUCUACAAGAAAUUCAAGAACAACGUCGGAAAGGUGGAUUGGGCAUCUGGUGAUUUGUCUGGACCAACCUUUCACCUUCCGACUUGUGUGAGCGACCAUCUGCAUCUUCACGACAUGAAUCCGCUAUGGAAAAGCUACCUCUCGAAGGAUCCCUCUUAUCUGCAAUUCCCAUUAAUAUGCGGAGACUGGCGCGCAAUCGAGAGCGUUAAUUUCAUGAAAGAGAUGAACCUCGCACCUGGUUCUAAGAUUCAUGCAGCAGUUGAAGGGAUAUCAGGAACCAAGCAUCCGAACCAACUCUUCGUGGAUAUCAUUCCUCGGCUCAUCGCCGAGAGAAAUAUGUCUGCAACGAUUUGGGUGAAGCCUUCUCAUAAGAAACAGUGCGAUAAUUGGUUCAAGGGGAGGAGGAAAGCAGAUGAAAAAGCGAAGAAGGAAGAAGAGAAAGCGGAGCAAAAGGCUCUGGAGGAAGAGGAGAAAGCAUUGGAGGAGGACAUAAAAAGAGUAAUGGCGGAGGAGGAGAGAAUUGAGGCAGAAGAAAAGAAGUGGAGAGAAGCAGAAGAGGAAGCGCAGAAGCUGUAA
Mollisia scopiformis is the source of this 2457-nucleotide messenger RNA. RefSeq lists its product as uncharacterized. The record is from RefSeq and is a predicted model, not a curated record. Lineage: Eukaryota; Fungi; Ascomycota; Leotiomycetes; Helotiales; Mollisiaceae. The transcript has 5 exons. The coding region runs from base 1 to 2457 and encodes 818 amino acids.